Paramecium sonneborni is the source of this 228-nucleotide messenger RNA. The record is from the annotation of a GenBank genome assembly. Lineage: Eukaryota; Ciliophora; Oligohymenophorea; Peniculida; Parameciidae.
AUGUUAAAGAAUCUAUAAAAAGACUUACAGCUAUUAUCUAUAUAGAAUCAAAAUUAAGGAGUUUAAAACUAAAUAAAGGGUUUUUUUAUAGAAAGUUUAAAUUCAUAGAAUCUGCUUCAUAAAGUUAGACCUGAGGUAUUUAAUCAAAUUUUACAAUUUGUUGAAUUUAAAAGUUACUUAGGUUUUAGAUUAGCAGCCAAAGAGCCAAUUAAACUAUAAUUCAAAUGA